Molecule: messenger RNA, 688 nt
Organism: Orussus abietinus
Lineage: Eukaryota; Metazoa; Arthropoda; Insecta; Hymenoptera; Orussidae
Exons: 4
Coding region: 1-393 (130 amino acids)
Source: RefSeq, a predicted model, not a curated record
AUGGUGAGGUACUGCUGGGAAAAGGGGUUAAAGAUCUGCUGUCCAUUACACACGCAUAGCGGACGAGUUGCUUCAGGUAAAAGGCUCCUGGGCUCGUUCCUCAUGCCUUCAGAACAGCUGGUUGUCUUGGGACUCACUCUAUUUUCCGAAAACAAAUUAAAUGUGGAAGGGAUUAGAGAAAUUUACAAUAUUUGUCACAAAGCUGCUAAAAUCUCAUCAUUCUCCUAUAAUUCCUUACACAAUUUAUGGAUAGCACCGAAAUACCAACAGUUAUAUGAGAUAAGCGAUCCGGCACUACGCGAUUUAAGGAUGAGGCGUAUAGGAAAGGCGCAGAGUGCAUGGAAAAGGACGGAGCUGGACUGUAGAGAAGCGGAGACACAGAGUGGAAAGUAAGAAAAAGAUGACGUGGAAGAUAGAAGUCCGAACAGCGGUGCAUCAUUCCUAGUAUAUAAAUAAUUAGCAUCUACAGCACAAAUGUAAAAGACAGCGAAACUUAAAAUACAUAUUUCAAAUACGUAUGUACAGCACAUAUAUGUAUAAAAGAUAAUACAAAGUAGACGCAAAUAAAACAUAAUGACACUACGGUAGAUUUCCCACGAAGGCUGAAGUUCGUGUUUACCUGCAGUAGGUUGCAACAUGUUGACGGAGCAGCUCCUUUCCAGUUACCACCCCCUGCAGUGGGACACAA